CGCAGAAGGGGGGCAACCCAACCCGCGAACGACCCACAAGGUCGCGGCCCAGCCAUCAGGGCAGGGGAGUGGGAGUGAGGGUUUCCCUUACCGCCGCCAUCCCCGCCGCGGCCGGCGCCGGAGUCAGAGGAGAAGCGGGCCAAGGUCGUCGCGGUCCGAGGCUGGGCGAGAAGCGGAGGCUCGAGGACCCGAAACGUUGCAAUGAAAGGGCUAUACGGCGAGGAUUGCAAGAGAGGCGGGGAGCACGCCGGGAGCGCGCCCGGGCUGCGAGGAGGAGUGCCGACCGAGCCGGCCAAGCCGAUGGGCGGCGCAGCCAUCGCGACAUGCCAGGAGAAGCGAGCACGACCCUGGUCGGACCGCCCCGCAACACCCCAUGCUGGAGCGCAGCGGCGGCAUGCGGUCUGGGGUCCCAAGGAGGUUGCUUUCCGGGGCAUCCGCGGAGGCGCCGCCGCGGCGGGCCAGCGGGGAUGCGAGAGAGUACCAGGGCCACCACACCGAAGCGGAUAUAGGCGAGCAGCCUCAACAUCGUCCAUCUCCGUGAGAUCGAGGAGAGCAAUGAGAUGGGCACGUAGGUGCUCCCGGCUGUUGACAACAAGGGCAAGCAACCCCUUGAUCCAAUGCCCGAGGAGGUUGUGCUGCCGCCCACCGCCAAGGAAGAACCGAAGACGCCUGAGGUUGGCGACGACGAGCACAUGGAGGAGCUCCCCAGCAACAAGCGCCGCAACUACGACCACUACCAUGAGGAGGAUGGCCCAACUCACUUAUGUUCAUCCUUGCACCGAAGGUUUGAGUGCAUCCCCAUGCCCCUGGACUUCACCAAGCACUUCGUCGCAGUGUCGACGGAGUUCAAGCUCAGGAACAACACCGACUGCUCCUGGAAGGUGACGGUGAAGCUGAUGAACGGCAGGGUGACCCUGGAUCAGGGUUGGGCCACCUACGCAGCCGUUCAUCAGAUCAAGAUCGGCUACAUGCUGACGUUCAAGCUCCUCACUCCCGACACCUUCAAGGUCAUCAUCUUUGACGACGAUGACAUUGAGGUCGUCAACAAGUGCGGGAAGCACGACGAAGCCUUCGCCGCCAAGGACUAGGGCUGGGUCACCUCCUUCCUAAGUACUACCAAGUCUGCUUUGAACUGUUUAUGGUUUAUGCAUUGAACUGUUAUGAAGUGUGGUACUGCUUAUCUGAAAUAUAUUGUUAAGUCGUU
Molecule: messenger RNA, 1204 nt
Organism: Triticum aestivum (bread wheat)
Lineage: Eukaryota; Viridiplantae; Streptophyta; Magnoliopsida; Poales; Poaceae
Product: putative B3 domain-containing protein Os03g0621600
Exons: 2
Coding region: 618-1088 (156 amino acids)
Molecular function (GO): DNA binding
Source: RefSeq, a predicted model, not a curated record